Molecule: messenger RNA, 465 nt
Organism: Mitosporidium daphniae
Lineage: Eukaryota; Fungi; Microsporidia
Product: pyridoxal phosphate enzyme of the YggS family
Exons: 2
Coding region: 1-465 (154 amino acids)
Cellular component (GO): intracellular anatomical structure
Molecular function (GO): pyridoxal phosphate binding
Source: RefSeq, a predicted model, not a curated record
AUGAGGUCCAGAAUUGACGAAAUUCGAGGCCACAUCGGACAGAACGAUGUCGUUCUUGUUGCGGUCACGAAAGGACGCACCGUUGAUGAAAUUCUACAGGCCUAUUCAUAUGGAAUAAGGGAUUUUGGCGAAUCUUAUGUGGGUCAAUUUCCAUUAAUCAUGUCUGCCCUAGAAAAGUCGGGUGUCGCGCCUGAAUAUGACGCCAUCAAUAGCAUGACGUGCUUUAUUGAAGAAAAUGCGCCCAACCUAGUUCUCAAGGGCUUUAUGUGCAUUGACGAAAAAUCGCCGCACAUACAGGUCGAUUGCGCGAGCUGCUCAUUUUCCAAAAUGAACGCCAUCGGUAAACGGUUUCGGGGCUUUCCUCAAUUAAGCAUGGGGAUGACCGAUGACUAUAAACACGCCCUGAAACAUGGAGCUACCAUCAUUCGGGUCGGAUCAGCCAUAUUUGGGACCUUAAAAAAGUAG